CCUUUCACACCGAUUGAAGUUUUUUUAGUCUCGCAUCGUCCGUCGCCUUUGCGCAAAUCCGCGUUCACGCUUGUACAGUGAGGACACACUUGGAGCCAAACAGCAGCUUUGUUUCUCUCUUUACUUUUUUUCCCUCCACCUCUUCCUCCGGAGAGAUGCGCAUGAUGGGUCCCGUCGUCCCGGUUCGGAUUAUAUUGGCGCUGUUUUGCGGAGUUGCGCUCGGCAGGAGGCAGGACUCGUCCUCGGCUCUCAGCGGUAUUUCUCGCGCAAGGUGCGCCGCCAGGUGCCUCAGCCUUCACAGCGCGCGCAUCGCUCACGCGCCGACCCACUUUCAGAGUAAUGGAUCCCUGGGCUGGUGUCAAGGCCAUAAGCAAUGCGCGAAGUGCCUGGAGCCGUGCAAAAAAUCUUGGGAACAGAGGGAUGAAUCCUGUCGAGAGCCAUGCGAGCGUGUGUUUGCCAAGCGCCAUGGUGAGUGCGUGACGAGCUGCGAGUUUCUGCGCUCUGUAAUGGCGCUGAAACAAGGCGAAUGUCCGGCUCCAGAACGAGCCAGCGGAUUCGCAGCCGCCUGUGUAGAGAGCUGCGAGGAGGACAACGAGUGCCCAGGACACAAGAAGUGCUGCGCCAAUGGUUGCGGACACACGUGCCAACCGCCAAGAAACCUCUACAGAGGUGCACCUCUGAAGCCCAGGAAGGAGCUAGUGUUUGAGGAGAUGCCAUCUGGUGUGUUGGAGGUCCGUUGGUCGUCCAAGUUCAACGUGUCGGCUGAGCCAGUGCUGAAUGUUCUUCAGAGGCGCUGGAACUAUGGCAUUCACCCAAGCGAGGAUGGUGCAACUGACUGGGAAGUGGUAGCACAGACCUCAGAAGAACGUGUGUGGCUGGCUGAUAUUCGCCCAGGCCGCUGGUACCAGUUCAGAGUAGCAGCAGUCAAUGUACAUGGAACAAGAGGGUACACCACCCCCAGUAGACACUUCAGAGCUUCCAAAGAUCCAUCCCCGCCCCCAGCACCCUCUGACUUACAGGUUAGUCACAUGACCUUUGGAUCAGACCAGUCGGUAUCGGUGCACGUUAGCUGGGUGUCUCCAGCAGACCCAGAUGUCCCAGUGCACCACUACAAACUGUCGUGGAGCAUGGCGCUCAGUGAGGGAGGGUACUCAGUGGCCUCCAAAGUCAAAAGGAGAAAGACAAUCAGUGGGGAUUCUAACUCGGUGGAGCUUGAGGGUUUGAGGGAGGACAGGAGUUACACACUGGAGAUCCAGUCAGUGUCCUAUUGGGAGCAGCUUCCUCUCAAGGGUUCCAAAGCUAUCCUUCGCUUCUCGACACAGCAAGCAAAAACUGAACCCACAGCUAGCCCUGUACUUCAGAAAGGUCAGUCUGAUAUUUUGGAUGUGGGCACACCGUUCUACCAGGAAGGACAACUCCAGGUCCGAGUCUACUGGAAGAAACGAGACCCGACCGUGAGCCGUUACCGCGUGCAGUGGUUCCCAGAGUUUUGUUCUCACAAUGGAAGCAGAAUCCAAGAGAAGCUCUUUACACAGGAGAAUUACGCCAGCUUACCUGGUCUUCAGUUUUCCUGCAAGUAUAAAGUGAUUAUCCAGGCAGUUGGGUCCAAGAGCCGAGCACAAGCAGAAAGCACCACCUUCUCCACCCCACCAUGUGCAACCAUUCAAGGAAAGAGCUCCAAGCCCAUUACCUGCCCUGGAGAUCCUGUUACUCCCGCAAAAGUCCAGGCAAGGGCAGAGAACCUUACUGCAGCUUUCUCUGUGCAUAACAGCAACGUAACAGCUUUGUUCUCAUGGGUGGUAGCUGUAACCCGACCACCUCAGCAGGUCACAGGUUACCAAGUCACCUGGGCUGAUGUUACAGCUGAGAGACACAAAACCAACCAGGCGAACAGCCUCAUCUCUCAGUCCCAAAUCCUUCCUCCAGAACGAAAUGUUUUGGUUGUCUCCGGCUUGCAGCUGGCGUCUCUCUACAGGCUGGAGGUGGGAGUGAUCACCACUGGAGGUCAGGGCCCGACAACAUUCAGAACUUUCCAGACUCCAGGCCAUGCCAGGCCUGUGCUACACUACAAACCGAAGGUGAAAAAGCACCAUUUGAGGUCAGUCAUAGAACAGCACUGAAGCUCACACUGGAACAUGCCAUCCUAACCCCUUCAUCCACCCCUCCCCCACCGAACCCAUCUCCUCAGGAACACAAAGAACAGACAGAACCAAAGAACACUGAGUGGAUCAUUCACUAAGAGGAUCGGAACAAUGAGAAAACAUCUGGCUCUGCGAGAGCCAAGAGGAGAAAAUUGUGAAAGCAGUUACUCCAUCCCAAACGUUCUCGACAAAGGAUUUCCAUCUAUCAGAGAGCCGAAAGAAAAGGAACGGACACUGGUAAAACAAAACCAUAGAAACUGGAAAGAAAUAGUAAAGUAAUGAUCAUAAAUGGAUAUGCAACUAUAAACCUGAGUGAGUUUGUAUUGUUUUUCUUUUUUUUUUCUUUUCGGUCUUUUUUUUUUUAACCCUUGAUAUUCCUUUAUUUCAAUGGCACUUAACCGACAAAGCAGACUGACUGUUAACCUUCACCUCAGCAUAAUCUGUGUUUAAAAAAUAAUUAUAAAAGUGUCUGCAGGUCCAGUGUUGCAUGUGGUGAGAAGUUUUGCUUUGACCCAUAAAUGAAGUGAAGUCGUGUGUGAUUGCAUGUAUAUUUAAACCCCCCCCUUCCUGAUUUGUGGGCAUGCACCUUUACUAUGUGUCAAAUUACAGUUAUACAAAUUGCGAUUCAUGUUCGCUGUGCUCAUUAUCGAUUCUGUGUGAGUUCCUUGUAAGUGCAAUAGGGUUGCUACGGUUUUAUGUUUUUUCACGGUGCAGUUUAAAAAAAUUCAAAUAUUGCUGAAAAUACAUUUUCUUUGGUCUCUGCACCAUUUUUUCUUGCCGCCAUAUGAUAAAUUCAAAUAUGUCGGACUUUUCUACAGAUAUUUUCGAAUUUUCACCCAAAAAAAGUCAAACAGUACUAUAUUUUUUUCACCAUGAUCAUCAUAGUGCGCAAACUCCAAACCGUAACACCCCUAAAGCACAGAAACAGAGUAUUGUUUUUCAUGUGCUUUUCAUGUUGUGAGAUGUUGUCCGUCAUGUAAUUCUUGUAUAUACUACAUGUCCUUAUUUAUUUGUAUUUGCUACAGCUGUGUAAUAUUGGUGUAUGCGUGUGUGAGCGUGAAAGAGAGAAUGGAUUGUGUAUUCCUUCUAUUAUAAGCAUCAUUGUGAGGAGUUUUGUAUAAAAUAGAUUUGUAAAUUCCCAUGGAUUUAAAAAGUGUACUGUACAUAUUUUUUUAUUAUUAAAAAAAUCCCCACACCCUAA
Messenger RNA from Silurus meridionalis, 3342 nucleotides. It is a transcript of the gene anos1a, whose product is annotated as anosmin 1a. Gene Ontology annotation, cellular component: extracellular region; cell surface. The transcript is spliced from 14 exons. Gene Ontology annotation, biological process: neuron differentiation. The coding region runs from base 156 to 2120 and encodes 654 amino acids. Lineage: Eukaryota; Metazoa; Chordata; Actinopteri; Siluriformes; Siluridae. Gene Ontology annotation, molecular function: protein binding; peptidase inhibitor activity. The record is from RefSeq and is a predicted model, not a curated record.